AUGUAUCCAUCUGUGGUCAGUUGUUGCAGUACCGAAGAGGAAGAUCUUGAAAUUAUGAGGUUUGAAGAGCGACGAGGCGGCGAAAGUUAUCGUCCCUCUAGCAGAUAUUCUCGCUCACGCUCUCCGAGCCGCGUACGACGACCGCGUUCGCCUCCCCCCCCUCAUGGUCCCAGAAAUAGGUCUCCUCCACGGUUAGGCGCUGAUACUUGGGCACCCCGUUGUCAUCCUUCGGAACGAUAUCGGAGCCGAUCACCUCCUGGUUUUCACCGUUCGCGAAGUCCACCUUACCGUCAACCUCAGCGAGCACGAUCACCCUUGAGACCCAGGUCACCACGGCGCGAUCGUCCCCCAUCACCCAUUCGAUCUUGGAGAUCUCGCUCACCAUACAAUCAGCGUUCAUCGUAUGAUUUGUCCAUAAGAGGCGUCGGCGAUAAUUUCAGAUCUCCGUAUAGUGCAAGAUCGCCGAGGAGGGACCGGCCACUUUCGCCACCUGGAAGGCGUGCAGAUAUCUCACCUCCCCCAAGAUCAGCAUUCAAGGAACGGGAAUCGUAUGGUCGUCCACCGGCUCGUUCAAGGAGCCCGUAUCGCGGUGGACGUUCUCCGCGUGUUGACUCCAUUCAAGGCAAUCGGACACUGUCCCCUGCCAAACGACCGUCAUCGGGUUAUGCGUCGGCGUUGAACUCGGCAUCUACUUCUCGAAGAUCUUCUCCCCCUGCUUCCAAUGACCGGCUCCGGGUCACGGCUUCAGGUCAGGGAAGUCGGUCUCCCGCACAGGACGCAUCUUCUCGGCGGGUCGCAAAUGAUGACAUUACAAAAGCUUCUUCGCUAUCCUCAACCGUGUCUCCGUCAUCUUCAGAGUUCGAAAAGGGUGUGUCGACGUCGACUACUGCAGCACAACAAGCCCCAAGUGAGGCCAGAGACCGAACAACCACAGACAGCCGCCGUCCUGACCGUAGCAGGUCACCGAGAUCGCUCCGUGAGGGCACUGUAUCUGACGACCGUUUGAGAGAUUCCAGAUCUAACACACUGCGGAACUCACAAGACAGAAAUCUCCCCACCGCGCCCAGUGCGACAAUCUUACAGUCUUCUCAAAGUCGUUCGUCCAAUGUAUCCUUGCUCUCUGCUCCAACGAGGCCCCGAGGAGCCACUGGUUAUCCUAGUCGUGACUCGACAUGGCCAGCCUCUCCGACCCCAAGACGUGCCCCUCCUACACCUCACGCGUCUCAUACACCACACGGACCACCCACCGGGCCUCGAAACAGAUUCGCCUAUAGCCCUCCGGUUCACGACGUACAUCGUACACCGAGUUAUCGGCAUAGCAACAUUGUUUCAGCCAACAACCCGCGAGGCACAAAAGUCAAUCAUCUAGCGUCAUUACCCACAAUAAUGAACGGCGGAAGGCUCUUACCAUUAGUCUAUGAUUUUCAGAUCGAAAAGAGGCUUAUGAACUUGAAGGCGGACGAAGAGAAGUUGGUGGAACAUGUAGUGGAGAAGCAGCUUCUGAAAAGACAAGGACUGAAGGAUUGGGACCGAUUACAGCGUGAAAGUGCUCUCAAUGCCCUGCGGAGUGAACUUGCGGAAAUUCACCUUCAACGAAUGACGGAGGAAGAUAGGCUUGAAGGCAGCGUUGCAUUCUAGAUUGUAUCACUUGCGAUACGUCGAGCUA
Talaromyces stipitatus ATCC 10500 is the source of this 1666-nucleotide messenger RNA. RefSeq lists its product as uncharacterized. The record is from RefSeq and is a predicted model, not a curated record. Bases 1 to 1638 code for a protein of 545 amino acids. Lineage: Eukaryota; Fungi; Ascomycota; Eurotiomycetes; Eurotiales; Trichocomaceae. The transcript is spliced from 2 exons.